Vespa mandarinia (Asian giant hornet) is the source of this 3386-nucleotide messenger RNA. RefSeq names its product pre-mRNA-splicing factor nucampholin (gene ncm). NCBI's taxonomy places the organism in Eukaryota, Metazoa, Arthropoda, Insecta, Hymenoptera, Vespidae. Gene Ontology annotation, cellular component: catalytic step 2 spliceosome. Gene Ontology annotation, molecular function: protein binding; RNA binding. Gene Ontology annotation, biological process: mRNA splicing, via spliceosome. The record is from RefSeq and is a predicted model, not a curated record.
UUGGGCUUUCUUCAGUGUGUUUGUUUAUGAUCUUUGGUUAAUUUUUGUUUCGCUUGGUGUUACGUGUAAAUUUAUGAGGUUUAGUCAAAUAUUAGAAGAAAAAAACAUGGAAAGAUAUUCGGAAAGACGUUCGGAAAGAUAUUCGGAUAGGCAUUUGGAAAGACGUUCAGAGAGACGUUCGGAAAGACGUUCGGAGAGACAUUCGGAAAGACAUUCGGAUAGACGGUCUGAUAGGCAUUCGGAUAAAUAUUCGGAUAAAUAUUCAGAUAAAUAUUCGGAUAAACAUUCGGAUAAGCAUUCGGAAAAACGAUCAGAAAAACAUUCGGAAAAAAGGCAUACAACAGACACAAUGACGAAUAGUCGGAAAAGAACUGUUGAUCUUCUGACAGCAAAAACAGGAGGGGCUUACAUACCACCUGCCAAACUACGUAUGAUGCAAGCAAAUAUUACAGAUAAGUCUGGUGCUGCUUAUCAACGUAUUGCUUGGGAGGCACUUAAAAAAUCUAUUCAUGGUUGUAUUAACAAAGUUAAUGUUAGCAAUAUUGGCCUUAUAACAAGAGAGCUUUUAAGAGAAAACAUUGUCAGAGGAAGAGGUUUAUUAGCUCGUUCUAUUAUACAAGCUCAAGCUGCUUCUCCAACUUUUACUCCUGUCUAUGCAGCAUUAACAGCCAUUAUUAAUUCUAAGUUUCCUAAUAUCGGAGAACUUAUACUCAAACGUCUUAUUAUACAGUUCAAACGUGGUUUUCGUAGAAAUGACAAACCUCUCUGUAUAUCAUCUGGAACAUUCGUUGCACAUCUUUUAAAUCAACGUGUAGCACAUGAAAUUUUACCUUUAGAAAUUCUAACAUUACUUGUAGAAACACCUACGGAUGAUUCUGUAGAAGUUGCUAUAGCAUUCUUAAAGGAAUGUGGAAUGAAAUUAACAGAAGUAUCUCGGAAAGGUAUUGAGGCCAUUUUUGAAAUGUUGAGAAAUAUAUUGCACGAGGGUCAAUUAGAUAAACGUGUACAAUAUAUGAUUGAAGUCAUGUUUCAAAUUCGAAAAGAUGGUUUCAAAGAUCAUCAAGCAGUUCCCCAGGAAUUAGAUCUUGUUGAAGAAGAAAAUCAAUUCACGCAUCUUAUACAAUUGGAUGAAGCAAUAGAUUCACAAGAUAUUUUAAAUGUUUUUAAGUUUGAUAGUGAUUAUGUGGCUAAUGAAGAAAAAUAUAAACAAUUAAGCAAGGAAAUUCUUGGUUCAGAUGAUAGUGAUUCUGAAGCUGGUGAGGAUGAUGAAGAAAGUUCAGACGAAGAUAGCAAUGCAGAGACUACAGAGGAGAAAGAAGGUGUUAUUGUAGAUAAUACAGAAACUAAUUUAACUGCUCUUAGGAGAACUAUUUACUUAACUAUACAUUCUUCACUUGAUUUUGAAGAAUGUGCUCAUAAAUUAAUGAAAAUGCAGCUAAAACCAGGACAAGAAAUUGAGCUUUGCCAUAUGUUCUUAGAUUGUUGUGCAGAAAUGCGCACAUAUGAGAAGUUCUUUGGACUUUUAGCAGGACGGUUUUGUGCCAUUAACAAAAUUUAUGUGACACCAUUUGAACAAAUAUUUCAGGAUUCUUAUCAUACGAUACAUCGAUUAGAUACUAAUAAGUUACGAAAUGUAUCAAAAUUUUUUGCUCAUUUAUUAUUUACCGAUUCCAUAUCAUGGGAAGUUUUGUCAUGUAUAAAAUUAAAUGAAGAAGAUACUACGAGUUCAAAUAGAAUAUUUAUCAAAAUAUUAUUCCAAGAACUAUCUGAAUAUAUGGGUCUUUCGAAACUCAAUCAAAGAGUUAAAGAUGUAACAUUGCAAGAAGCAUUUAGCGGAUUAUUUCCUAGGGACAAUCCAAAAAAUACACGUUUUGCUAUUAAUUUUUUCACGUCUAUUGGUUUAGGGGGUUUAACAGAUGAUUUAAGAGAACAUCUUAAAUCGUGAUUGUAAAUUUUCAACGUAUAUAUAAUGAUUUCAUUUAGUAUCCUAAUCUAUAAGAUAAAAACAAAAUUGUAACUAAUAAAUAUUUAUAUAAGUCAUUUUUAUACAUAUAUAUAUAUAUAUAUAUAUAUAUAUACAAAGAAUAUUUGAAUAUUUGAACCUAUGACUUUGGAUUUCAAAAUAAGAUAUAAGAUUUUAUAAUUAAAAUUUGCGCGCAAAUAUAUUAUAGGUCUGCCGAAAAAUUCUCUUUGCUCAUAAAGAAACAAUUAUUUAUAAUACGUUGACUGCUGUAUGGGUCACCGGUGACUGACACCCGACUUGACUACAGCGUCGUGGAGGUCACCGGUGACCGGCGACGCGAUGAAUAAUGAAAAUAUAUAAUUAGGGUAAACAUCGAUCCAAUAAAUUUUUUAGAUAAUAUCAUUGAUUCCGUAGUGGUUUAAAGAAAUUAAUGCCGUACAGAAUAUGUAAUUAUAAUUUUAUUAAUACAAGGAAAAUAUACAUAUUAUUUGUACACAUAACAUUAUUUGUAUACAUAUUAUUUGAAACACGGUAGGCAAAGAAAAGGUGAACUAGGACAGUCAGCACAAUAUAUCGCUACUUUUUUAAUGCAAUUCUUUGCUCUCAUUCUUUCUAGCUAUUUUGAAUUUUCUUCGUAGCACUCUUUGCAAAAUCGCCCUUACAUUUCGCAUAUUCCCGAUUCCCUUUUAAGCUCAUGACGACGUUUUUUCUGUACGCAAUUUCUUGAUGAAAUGGAAUCUUCAUCAUCAAAACAUUUCACUAAAUACAUCGCUAACUUCAUCCUAAAAUCGGUGAUUGAAAUAUUUUUUCGAGUUGCUUGUUUGUAUAACACCAUUGAAUUUAUAACAUAAGUAUUUAGCAAAAGCUCUAUUGCCAAUUUUCUAUACCACUUUAUAGUUUUUCGCAAUGGUGAACUAUAAGCAGUCAUUUGAUUAGACAAAUCAACUGAAGAUUUCCCUAAAUUAUUGGGUUGGUAACUAAGCGAUUGCCGGAUUUCAAAUAAGAAGGAAACGACAAAAUCCGCAAUCACUUAGUUGCCAACCCAAUUUAAUCUAUUAUCAUAUUUGGCUUCUCAUAUUCGUAGAAAAAUGGUCUACAGUGUUCUUAAAGGUCAUUGAGAGAUCCCCACCACGAAAACUUCAUAAAAUAUGUUUAUAUAACUCACCUUAUCUACUAUAAAUAAUAUUUAAACAUAAUCGCAUACUAAAAUAUUUAUAUCGUCCGGCGAAUGUUAAAAUUUUUUUAUUAUUAAUUUUUAUUAUUAUUAUUAUUAUUUUUGUUUCAAGACAAAAAUAAUUUUAGAUUAGAAUACACUUACUAACAACUAGCUAAAGUUAGAAAAGUAAGUUAUUAAAGUUGUACUGUUUAGUAAGCACUAAUUCCUACUACUUCUCUCAAUCGUGGUCGAAUAUUACCUAUUCGA